Talaromyces amestolkiae is the source of this 1050-nucleotide messenger RNA. RefSeq lists its product as uncharacterized. Gene Ontology annotation, biological process: DNA repair. NCBI's taxonomy places the organism in Eukaryota, Fungi, Ascomycota, Eurotiomycetes, Eurotiales, Trichocomaceae. The coding region runs from base 1 to 1050 and encodes 349 amino acids. The transcript has a single exon. The record is from RefSeq and is a predicted model, not a curated record.
AUGUCCAAAAGAACACUCGACGCAUAUCUCAAACCCGCCAGAGCUUCUACAACAGACUCCUCCUCAUCCAAAAAGCUCAAAGAGGUGGCGCCAUCUCUAGAGGACACAAAGCCAGACACAGAAACUUCAAAUACGACUCCAGACACACAUCCAUCCUACCCCUUCCCCAUCACUGCACUCCCAUCCCACAUCUCCACAGCCCUAAAAACGACAGCACCCGCUCGAGCAGCCAAAGAAAUCAACAACCGACCUCAUCUAGACCUGCUCUACUACGAGCCCUUCAUCCCGCGGCCCACGGCCAAUGAAUACUUCAAUUUUCUCCGCCGAGAACUCCCCUUCUACCGCGUGAAAUACACCAUAAAGCGCGGCCCAACGGAGACACUUAUUAACACGCCACGCUACACAACCGUCUACGGCGUCGACGGCACAUCCUACUUCUCCCAAGUCCCUGGAGUAGAAGACGGUUCCAAAACCCUUGUUGAUAGCAAAACGCACAAACCAGUCCCCACAACAAAAUACAAAUGCACCCCUCGGCCCAUCCCAUCAUGUCUAGACGCGUUCCGGCAACACGUCGAGUCAACUCUAAACGACGGCACAAGCUACAAUUUCGUGCUGGUGAAUUACUACGCUUCGGGCGACGAUAGUAUAUCAUAUCAUUCUGACGAUGAGCGUUUUUUGGGCUCAAUGCCGAAUAUCGCUAGUCUCACUCUUGGGGCAAGAAGGGAUUUUUUGAUGAAACAUAAACCUGUCGCUGGUGACACUACUACUUCUGGUAGUGGGAGCAGCAGUGGCAAGCAAGAUAAACCGCUCAAAUUGCCGCUCGGAUCGGGUGACAUGGUCAUCAUGAGAGGCGAGACGCAGUCGAACUGGUUGCACUCGAUACCGAAACGGAAGGGAGGGGAGUCCGGGAGUGGGAGGAUUAAUAUUACGUUACGAAAAGCGGUUGUGCCGGGAGGGACGGAGAAUUAUUAUAAGUAUAAUGUUGGCGAGGGGGGACUGUAUCGCUGGGAUGAAAGGGGGAAGGAGAUGGUUUUGGUUAAUGUUGCGUGA